Messenger RNA from Candida dubliniensis CD36, 1752 nucleotides. It is a transcript of the gene HST7, whose product is annotated as mitogen-activated protein kinase kinase. Lineage: Eukaryota; Fungi; Ascomycota; Pichiomycetes; Serinales; Debaryomycetaceae. The transcript has a single exon. Gene Ontology annotation, biological process: protein phosphorylation. The coding region runs from base 1 to 1752 and encodes 583 amino acids. Gene Ontology annotation, molecular function: ATP binding; protein kinase activity. The record is from RefSeq and is a predicted model, not a curated record.
AUGACAAGAACAACUCGUAUAGAUACACAAGAAGCUACAAAGCAUAAGGAUUUACCACCAGUGCCUUCAACAUCAUUAUCAUCGAAUUCAGAAUACCUAAUGGAAUCCAAAAGUCUAGGACGAAAAAACUUCAAAAAGCUUUCUCUAGAUGCAUCUCCAGUUAAAUCAACCAGCAACAACCUAAGGAGUUCUGAUAUGAUGCUGAUAAAGGAACCAACUUCUUUGCGACAAAAGAGACAGCGUCCUCCACCUAUGCUUCACUUACCCACAUCGUCUUCAUCUACCACAUCUACUCCAACAUCCAAUAUUACAGGCACUUCAUCAGCUUCUUCUGUGCAUUUUUCACAGAAAUCCCCUGGGUCAGGUGUUAUUGUAAGUCAAACAUUAAGCCGACCUUCAAGUGCUGGCGGUAUGGGGUCUUCUGGUUACUCGGCAUUGAAUAUCAAUCAGAGCAAUAGGAAUGUCGAUCCAGAUAACGUGGUUUCAACAGAUAUGAUAUUAAACCAAAUAUCUAAUUUAGAUUUAACAAGUAUGAACCAUCAUCGCCAAAAUAGUCAUCACCACCUUCCAUCAACUAAUCGUAAACGUCAAACUGUCAUUUCUUCAAUAUCACCAACGAAAUCAUCAGCAUCAUCAUCACCAUUGGAGCCACAAAAUCAACUGUUACCUGCUUCAUCCCAGUCUCCUAUUGCCACCACUAGUGCAUUAAAGUUGAACAAUAAAGAUUUAUUGACAUUAAAACAGUUGGGUUCAGGAAACUCUGGGUCAGUGCUGAAGAUUUUACACAUACCCACACAAAAAACCAUGGCGAAGAAAAUCAUCCAUAUUGAUCUGAAAAGUGUGAUACAAACUCAAAUAAUCCGUGAAUUAAGAAUACUACACGAAUGCCAUUCUCCUUACAUCAUCGAAUUUUAUGGGGCUUGUUUAAAUAACAAUAACACUAUUGUCAUCUGUAUGGAAUAUUGUAAUUGUGGAUCAUUGGAUAAAAUAUUGCCUCUUUGUGAGAAUAGACAAUUCCCCACUUUUGUUUUGAAAAAACUAUCAUUUGCCAUUUUAUCUGGAUUAACGUAUUUAUAUACCACGCAUAAAAUUAUUCAUCGUGACAUCAAACCAAAUAAUGUGUUAAUGACUCACAAAGGAGAGUUUAAAUUGUGUGAUUUUGGUGUAUCUCGAGAAUUGACCAAUUCAUUGGCCAUGGCCGAUACUUUUGUUGGCACUUCCAUGUAUAUGUCUCCGGAAAGAAUUCAAGGAUUGGACUAUGGUGUAAAGUCUGAUGUAUGGUCUACAGGAUUAAUGUUGAUAGAACUUGCCAGUGGUGUGCCGGUAUGGUCUGAAGAUAAUAGUAAUAAUGACGACGAUGAUGAAGAUGGAGAUGAUGGUUGCAGUGGGCAAGGAAUAUUAGCAACAGAAAGAAACGGGCAAAAUAGUCCAAGCAAGAGCAGGAAGAAAAACCAAAAAGGGAAUGGUUACAACUCUUAUAAUGGACCAGAAGGUAUAUUAGAUUUAUUACAAAGAAUAGUUAAUGAAGAUGCCCCCACUUUGACAAACAAGAUCAAUCCUGUAACAAAAUUACCAUAUGACAAAUAUUUGUGUCAAUUCAUUGAUUUAUGUUUAAUCAAAGAUGAUUCAGUAAGAAAAACUCCUUGGCAAUUGCUUGAAGACAAAGAGCAUUUCUUUAAAGGGGUCGAGGAAGGUGCGUAUGACAAGGAACACAAGAGUUGGGCGAAGAAGAUUCGAAAAUGUAAAGUGUAA